UCUGGCUGGAAGCAAAGAUUCAUCUGUCGGCUUGUCAAAUGUUAAUUUUAGACAAAGAAAUUGUUUGCAUUCUUGUGUAAAGAUACCUACUUUUUUUUUUGAAAAAAUAAACAUAGACAAAAGGUUUCCACAAAAUCAUGGAUUCAGAGAAAAACUGCGUUUUUCAUUCGGAAAGUGGAGACAAAGAACAAGACGAGAAAUUACUUCAGCCCUUCACUUAUAUUCUCCAAGUUCCAGGAAAACAAAUCCGAGCGAAAUUGGCUCAUGCCUUUAAUUACUGGUUAAAUAUUCCGAAUGAGAAGCUUCAGGUUGUGGGCGAUAUCACUCAAAUGCUUCAUAACUCAAGUCUCCUAUACCAGCGGAAAAAACGUGGAUUGCCAAGGAAAUUUAUUCCAGGAUUUAAAAUAGAUGAUAUUCAGGAUAAUUCUAUUCUGAGAAGAGGAAUUCCUGUCGCUCAUUCAAUUUAUGGAGUCGCGAGUACAAUCAAUGCUGCCAAUUAUGUCCUCUUCAUUGCCUUAGAAAGAGUUCUAUCUUUGAAUCAUCCCGAGGCAACUCAAGUUUAUUCAGAGCAGAUUUUGGAAUUACACAGAGGCCAGGGUAUGGAAAUCUACUGGAGAGACAAUUAUAUUUGUCCGUCGGAAGAAGAAUACAGAAUUAUGACUAUCAGAAAAACUGGAGGUCUUUUCAAUUUAGCAGUUCGCCUGAUGAAACUUUUCUCUGAAUGUAAAGAAGAUUUUACACCGCUGGCUGGAAUUCUGGGCCUAUAUUUCCAAAUUCGGGAUGAUUACUGCAAUUUGUGUCUGCAGGAGUACUCCGAGAACAAAAGCUACUGCGAGGAUCUUUCAGAAGGAAAAUUUAGUUUUCCGGUCAUCCACGCGAUUCGAACUCAUCCAGAAGACAACCAAGUUAUGAAUAUCCUUCGACAGCGAACAAAAAACGUGGAAGUUAAAAGGUACUGUGUGAAUCUCCUCGAAAAAUUUGGAUCUUUCGAGUACACAAGAACCGUUCUUUCCGAGUUGAACGUGAAAGCAAGGGCUGAAGUGACGAGAUUAGGCGGAAAUCCCUUUCUAAUUUCCGUUUUGGACGAGCUACUCACCUGGAAUCGACCUGAGAACAUGGAAAUUCACCAAGCCCCCAAAGAUCUAGUUUAGAAAAAGGCUGUGCACUGACAAUUAGAUCAUUAAAUGAAAUAUGAAAUGCAUUUCGCAGGGAAAUCACAUUUAGAACAAAAUAGUAGAAACAACGAAUCAUUUCUACUUUUUAUUGUGAUUUAUUUAAAUAUUUUUGUUCAUUUCUAGUCCAAGUUCAAAGAAAAUUCAAAAUUGGAUAUAUGAAAGGUUUUUUUUAAACA
Molecule: messenger RNA, 1351 nt
Organism: Belonocnema kinseyi
Lineage: Eukaryota; Metazoa; Arthropoda; Insecta; Hymenoptera; Cynipidae
Gene: qm
Product: geranylgeranyl pyrophosphate synthase
Exons: 8
Coding region: 138-1151 (337 amino acids)
Biological process (GO): isoprenoid biosynthetic process
Molecular function (GO): prenyltransferase activity
Source: RefSeq, a predicted model, not a curated record